UAAUGAUUCUGAAUUUCAAGGAUAUUUAUUUAGCUGCUGCAGGAGGAUUGUUGAUAGGAAUAGCUACAUCAAUUCACUAUUUAUUAAAAGGAAGAGUUACAGGAUUCAGUGGUAUAUUUUAUAGUCUAAUAACAUUUGAUAAAAAUAGUUUCUAUUGGAAAUUAUCCUUAAUGUCAAGUGUUGUUUUAUCAUCUUCAUUACUAUUUAAAUGUUAUGGGUAUACAUUAAAUCUAUAAUAGAUUCACUCCAAUGUUAGAAGGUGCAUCACCAAGUUUUGAUCCAAUCAAUUAAAUUAGUAAAAUUGGAUAUAUUGGUGCUGCUAUUGCUGGUUUCUUAGUUGGAUUUGGUACAAAAUUAGGAAAUGGUUGUACAAGUGGUCAUGGAGUUUGUGGUUUACCAAGAUUAUCAGUAAGAUCAAUGGCAGCAGUAGCAUCAUUUAUGACAUUUGGAAUAUUGACAGCCACUCUAAAGGAUUAAUUAGUUUUGGAAUAACCAACUAAAUUACUUAUAGAUAAUGUAGAUAUGACUAAUACAUUAGCUAUGGUUAUUAGUGGAGUAAAUAUAUUAUAAAAAAUAUUAUAUAGAUUUUAACAUUAGUUGGUAUUAUUGGUUAAACAAAAUAAAAUAAGAAAACAAUGAUUGAUGCAAUAAUUUCAUCAGUUGUAGGAUUAGUGUUUGGAGCUGGUUUAGUUGUUUCUGGAAUGGCUAAAAGAUCAAAAAUUUUAGGAUUUUUAACUUUCAAUAAGAGUUGGGAUCGUAUUAAAUAUAUAUAUAUAAUUGUAGCUUCAUUGAUGUUUGUUAUGAUGGGUGCUGUAUCUCUUAAUUUAAUAACAUUUAAUUUACUUGAAAAACCUAUUUUAUCUGAUAAAUGGGAUUUGCCAACAAAUAAGAAAAUUGAUUUUAAAUUAAUAUUAGGUGCAAGUAUUUUUGGAAUAGGAUGGGGAAUUGGUGGAUUAUGUCCUGGACCUGCCUUUUCAUUAUUUCCAUAAUUUACAGCUUAAAUAGCAGCUGUAUUUUUACCUUGUUUGGCAUUAGGAUAAAUAAAUGCUAAUAAAUUUAGUCAAUAUUUAGAUUAAAAAUCAAAAUCAAAUUGA
Paramecium pentaurelia is the source of this 1094-nucleotide messenger RNA. The record is from the annotation of a GenBank genome assembly. Lineage: Eukaryota; Ciliophora; Oligohymenophorea; Peniculida; Parameciidae.